ACACCAUGGAUGGCAAAGGGAUGUCCUCCCUAUCCAGCUACUUGGCCGGGCUGACUUCCUUCCUCCCUGCCUCCCUUCUUCUCUUCAUCAAAUUCAGCUGAGAUUUGAGGUUACCUAAUAGAUACUAAGCUAGCACUGUGAGGGAACAUAGAUGCAUAGGUGGUACAGAGCUACCUAGAGGCCCUGGCGCCAGACUCCAGCACACUGUGGCCUCCCUAGGGAAGCAGCAGUGUCACAGACAUGGCCGGACAGAAGGAGUAUCUGAGGGAGGAGGAAGGAGCCUGAGCUGGAUGGUUGCUCCCCUGGCUGAGAUUCCGAUAGUGAGAUUCUCAGAUGCUGCUUCCCUCUGGUGGCCACCCAUUGCCCUGCAACUCAGAGACCACGUGAUUUCAGGGAAAAGGACCUCCCAGGAGGGGAACUGAAACUUAGGGUGGGGACUGUAGAAAUAGGGAGGAGUCAACAGGAAGCUCCCUAGCCGGCAGCGGAGCUGAGGUCAGCUGAGCUCUGGACUGCCUGCACAGCCGCUCAGGAUGGCAUCAGGCAGGGCACGCUGCACCCGAAAGCUCCGGAACUGGGUGGUGGAGCAAGUGGAGAGUGGACAGUUCCCAGGGGUGUGCUGGGAAGAUGCAGCUAAGACCAUGUUCCGGAUUCCCUGGAAGCAUGCAGGCAAGCAGGACUUCCGGGAGGACCAGGAUGCUGCCUUUUUCAAGGCCUGGGCGAUAUUUAAGGGAAAAUACAAGGAGGGGGACACAGAAGGCCCUGCCAUCUGGAAGACUCGUCUGCGCUGUGCUCUCAACAAGAGUACUGAGUUUGAGGAGGUUCCUGAGAAUAGCCAUAGGGAUGGGGCUGAGCCCUACAAGGUGUAUCGACUGCUGCCACCAGGAACCCUCCCUGCUUCACCAGCAACCCAGAAACCACCAUCAAAGAGACACCACAGCUCUGUGUCCCCCGAGAGGGAGGAGAACGAAGAAACCACGAAGAACUGUAUACUCAGUCCCUCCUUGCUCCAGGACCCCCUCAGAAACGAGGAGGUGGAGGCCAAUGGGGGAGCUGGCCAUUCAGACUUUGGGAGCAGCAGUAGCAACAGUCCUGAGCCUGAGGAAGGCGCAGACACAAGUGAGGCCCCUUUCCAAGGAGAGCAGGUAUCUCUGGAGCUUCUGCCCCCUCCUGACUCAGACUACUCGCUGCUGCUCACCUUCAUCUACAAUGGGCAGGUGGUGGGCGAGGCCCAGGUGCAGAGCCUGGACUGCCGCCUCGUGGCUGAGCCCUCAGACUCUCAGUGCAGCAUUGAACAGGUGGUGUUUCCCAAGCCUGGCCCGCAAGAGCCCACCCAUCGCCUGCUGAGCCAGCUUGAGAAGGGUGUCCUGGUGGCCAGCAACUCCCGAGGCCUCUUCGUGGAGCGCCUUUGCCCCAUUCCCAUCUCCUGGAGUGCGCCCCAGUCCCCACCUGGUCCAGGCCCACAUAUGCUGCCCCCCAAGAAGUGUGUGGAGCUCUUCAGAACCACCCACUUUUGCAGAGACUUGCAGAAAUACUUCCAAGGCCUAGGCCCCCAACCCAAGUUCCAGGUGACACUGAAUUUCUUAGAGGAGGACCCUAGCCCCAACCACACCCCACAGAGUCUUAUCUCAGUGCAGAUGGAACAGGCCUUUGCCCGGCAAUUACUGCAGGAGACUCCAGAGGACCAGACAGCCACUCUGUCCCUGGUGCAGAGCCUGGGGGACCUACCUUCCUCCUCUCCACUCUCUUCCUAUUUCUUUGAGACUCAUUCUCCACAUUAUUGACCUGCCUCCCUCAGUGAUAAUUCUUAGUGGUUUUCUGUGAUGGUUAUGUCCUUGAACUCCUCAUAUUAUCCGGCUGGUUUUUAUCUUUUUUUUUUUUAAUUUGUUUGUUUUUGUUUUGUUUUUUGAGAUAUACCCUCUUUUCUCUCUGAGGAAUUGAACUGGGAAAUGGUGUGAACUCAGGGGGACAUUUCCUUUUCCCCCAACCCCAAAGCCAAGCACUUUAUAUUUUCUUUUUAAAUCUUCACUAAGGAUUUAAAAUAAAAUUUUAUUGAAAAGGGAA
This is a messenger RNA of Phyllostomus hastatus (greater spear-nosed bat), 2061 nucleotides long. RefSeq names its product interferon regulatory factor 9 (gene IRF9). Gene Ontology annotation, molecular function: RNA polymerase II cis-regulatory region sequence-specific DNA binding; DNA-binding transcription factor activity, RNA polymerase II-specific; protein binding. The transcript has 9 exons. Gene Ontology annotation, cellular component: nucleus. NCBI's taxonomy places the organism in Eukaryota, Metazoa, Chordata, Mammalia, Chiroptera, Phyllostomidae. Gene Ontology annotation, biological process: immune system process; regulation of transcription by RNA polymerase II. The record is from RefSeq and is a predicted model, not a curated record. Bases 531 to 1781 code for a protein of 416 amino acids.